Messenger RNA from Kalmanozyma brasiliensis GHG001, 1083 nucleotides. RefSeq names its product Cyclin PHO80-like protein. The record is from RefSeq and is a predicted model, not a curated record. Gene Ontology annotation, biological process: regulation of cyclin-dependent protein serine/threonine kinase activity. The coding region runs from base 1 to 1083 and encodes 360 amino acids. Gene Ontology annotation, molecular function: protein kinase binding; cyclin-dependent protein serine/threonine kinase regulator activity. NCBI's taxonomy places the organism in Eukaryota, Fungi, Basidiomycota, Ustilaginomycetes, Ustilaginales. The transcript has a single exon. Gene Ontology annotation, cellular component: cyclin-dependent protein kinase holoenzyme complex; nucleus.
AUGGAUCUCGCGACCUUUGCACCUCAGGAGCUGCUCAAGAUCCUCGCGACCCUGCUGCAUGAGAUUGCAACCGCCAACGACGAGUUCCAGCCGGAUGGCAGCAAGGAUACCAGCAGCAGGAAAGGGAAUCGCAGCCGAGACCGUUCAGCGCCAGCUACACCCGCCGAGUCGGCUCAUUCCGCGGACGGAUCGGCCCUGCGCGACUACUCUGCCCCUCCAGGCUCGCAUCUGUCCUUCCAGGACGCGCGGCGUCCCUCGGUCACUACCGCCGCCUUGGGAGCGCUCGCGACGCCAUCGAGCACGCUGUGCUUCCAUGCUCGCAACGUUCCGAGCAUCAGCAUCGAGUCGUAUCUGUUGCGCAUCCUCAAGUACUGUCCGACGACCAACGAGGUGUUUCUGAGCUUGCUCGUCUACUUUGAUCGCAUGAGCAGGAUGGGGACGGGCGCAAAGCCGGGCGCCAAUGGUGAAGGCGAGGUUGCGGGCGAAGCAGCGGGUCUUCCUCGUGCCGUCGAAUGCGCCACAGGCCAGCAGCACGACCUUCCAGGGGCUGAGUCCGGUCGACUGUCGGACGGUGGUUCCUCGUCUUUGUCGGCAAAGGAAGCGCAGCCUUACACGCAUCCAGGCAUUCGCGGAUUCGCCAUAGACAGCUACAACGUGCAUCGCUUGGUGAUUGCUGGCGUGACGGUGGCAAGCAAGUUCUUUAGCGAUGUCUUCUACACCAACAGCCGAUACGCCAAGGUCGGAGGCUUGCCCCCUCACGAGUUGAAUCAGCUCGAGCUGCAAUUUCUGCUGCUCAACGAUUUCCGGCUGACGAUCCCGCUCGAGGAGAUGCAACGCUAUGCCGAUCAAUUGCUCAUGUACGCCAGCGGUCGACCGGAAAUGGCCAAGCUCACAAAGCAAGUGAGCCCAGCCGGAACGCCCAGCCAUGCCGCGCCCGGGAACAGCACCGCACCUGAUGCAAGGACGGCGUCGGAUCACCAGCACCACCAAGCAGCAGCAGCAAGCACGGCACAGAGUGCAAUUGCAGGCCGUUCAGAGGCCGACGCAGAGGGGGACGUGCAGAUGUCGGACGCUCAGGGGUAG